Molecule: messenger RNA, 4238 nt
Organism: Acinonyx jubatus (cheetah)
Lineage: Eukaryota; Metazoa; Chordata; Mammalia; Carnivora; Felidae
Gene: EREG
Product: epiregulin
Exons: 5
Coding region: 259-750 (163 amino acids)
Biological process (GO): positive regulation of cell population proliferation; epidermal growth factor receptor signaling pathway; positive regulation of mitotic nuclear division
Source: RefSeq, a predicted model, not a curated record
AACUCUGGACUCUUUCUACCUCACCCCGCUAGUGUGUCCUCCGGCCCGAGGGCCCUCCCCACAACUAUAAAGGUGGCAGCGCCGGCCGGUUGAGCUCACUUGCCGGACAGACCGGGUGGCAGAGGGACGCGGCCGUGGCGCGAUCGCUCCGGGCUCCCCGACGCGCUCCAGCCGCAGCCCCGCGCUCUCCCCGCGCCGCCGCCCGCUGCCCUGCCCGAGCGCCCGCGCCGCCGCUCCCUGCUCCCGGCGGGAAGGACAAUGGAGGCGCGACGCGCGGGCCGCGUCCCCGCGCUGCUGCUGUGCCUGGGUUGCCAUCUUCUCCAAGCAGUUUUCGGCACCACCGUGAUUCCUUCAUGCAUCCCAGGAGAAUCCGAAGAUAACUGUACAGCUUUAGUUCAGACAGAAGACAAUCCACGUGUGGCUCAAGUCUCAAUAACAAAGUGUGGCUCUGACAUGAAUGGCUUCUGUUUGCAUGGACAGUGCAUCUACCUGGUGGACAUGAGUGAAAAUUAUUGCAGGUGUGAAGUGGGUUACACUGGGGUCCGCUGCGAGCACUUCUUUUUAACCGUCCAACAGCCCUUGAGCAAAGAAUAUGUCGCUUUGACUGUGAUUCUCGUUUUCUUGUUUCUCGUCAUCGUUGCCGGUUCUAUAUACUACUUCUGCAGAUGGUACAGAAAUCAAAAGAGUAAAGAACCAAAGAAGGAAUACGAAAGGGUGACGUCAGGGGAUCCAGCAUUGCCACAAGUCUGAGUGCUGCCGUCCAGCUAUGGUCAGGGAUGUGCAGAGUGCCUGAUUAUGUUAAUAUUCCUAUUUUAUUAAUAAUAUUUAUGUUGGAUCAUGUGUUAAGUCAACAAUGGUGCAUUUUUAAUAUACUUGGAAAAGUUUUUUAUUUUUGUUUUAUUUUUGACAGACUAUUUGCUAAUGUAUAAUGUAUACAAAAUAUAUAAUAUAGAAAGAAGUCCUAUUUUUGUAAGAAAUAAUUUCCUGGGCCAAAUGCUUUAGCUUCAAAGCUCAUUUGCCAGCUACACAAUGCUUAGGAGUGAGCGAUGUCCAGUUCAUCACUCAGGAAGGGUCAACAAAUGACAGAUUCCUGUUAAGCCUAAAUGUAUAUGGUCAAAUCGAAUGAAUAUUUUCCUACUCCUCACAUGAGCGAUAAUUGAUUUGACUGUAUCACAGUUUGAUGUAUGUCAUGGCACCAGUGUGUCAUGUAUUAAAACACUAAUGCAAUGGGAAUUGGGGAAAAGCGAGUCUAUAUCAUGUGCUAAGCACUACACGCAGGGAACGAAGUAGACCCAGGAGGGCUGUAUCCUUCUGUCCCUACCCUCAGCUCUGAUUCCAUGGUGACUGGCCUGGAGGGCAAGAGGACAGUGCCCUCUGCCAGCUCACAACUGUGGACCCGAGUCACUCAGCUUCAGAUUCUUCUUGCAUUAAAGGAAUUGACAACUUCAUUUUAUGCCAUCUUUUAUGUAAAUAGUAGGUGUUUUCUAGCUUCACGAUAUUUCUUGAGAAACAUAUGUUCAUGAGAAAAUUUAAAAAAACAUCCACACUUGAAGCCAAAAUUUGGGCUUCUUUUUAAAAGUAUUUGUUUUCAUAGGGACUUUGAUUAAGAAUUCUAAGAUUUUUUUUUUAUUUUUUUUUAAUGUUUAGUUUUGAAGGAGAGAGAGACAGAGCGUGAGUGGGGGAGGGGCAGAGAGAGAGGGAGACACAGAAUCCCAAGCAGGCUCCAGGCUUCGAGCCGUCAGCCCAGAGCCCGACGUGGGGCUCCAACUCACAAACCACGAGAUCAUGACCUGAGCUGAAGUCAGGCAUCUAACCGACUGAGCCACCCAGGCGCCUCAAGAAUUCUAAGAUUAAAUCGUAGUCCAAAAUUUGAUGGACUAAUCAUUAUUUUAAAGUCUAAGACAGUAAUUCUGUAUAUUGUUUAAAGAUGGAAAAUAUGGUUAUUUCAUCUUCUAUGCAACAGAGUUUUAAUUUAAAACAAUGCAGUAAGUAGCUCCUUCUAGAAUUUAAGAUUAAAUGUGUAAAAUCAUAUCCUGAUGUAGGAAGUGGAAAACAAUAAGAAAUAUAGACCAUAGUGUAUUUUCCCAAAUGAACAAAUUCAUUUGAAAACUUUUAAAAUUUAGAGACUUAACCACGCCUUCUUUUGGACACUGAGGUGAAACCAGGGCCCUGCUUGCUGUCUUUUGUUUAUUUUUUUGGAAAAGAUGAAGAUUCCUCCUGUGCUUGAGCCCAUGGUCUCGUUGCGUUACUAAGGGUACUUGGGGGCAACCGCGUGAGGAACCACAGCUGUCAACACCUCCAGGUCUCAGGGGACACUGCCUCUUGGAAUACUAGACCUUUGGGUAGAGUCCCUCAGGAUCACACACCUUGUUAGGGAGGGUCUCCUCUUUGUUUACCUUUUUUCCUGGCAGGUGCUAGGGCAACAAAGAGAAAUAAACAACAGCUGACUUCUGAAGUGCUAGGUGCCAGGACUUGCCGCCAUAUGUAUCCCUUUAUUUGUACCAUGGUGCUCUCACAUGACUCUUUUCUAAAGUGUUGGAUCUGGUCCCUCACUAUUAGAGGAAAAACACGUGUGUGUGUGUGUGUGUGUGCGCGCGCGCGUGCGUGUGUGCAUAAAAUAUGCAUAUAUAUAAGCAAACAUUUAUAUAUGCAUAUUAUGUAAUAUACAAAUUCAUAUGCAAAUACACAUGGACACAUGAGCUCAUUCAUAGAAUUGUAGUCAUUUGUUGCCCAUUCAACAGCACAUAAAACUUAAACACAAGAUAAAGAGAAAUAAAAUAAGGGGCACCUGGGGGGGCUAAGUUGGUUAGUCUGACUCUUGAUUUCCGCUUGGGUCACGAUCUCAUUCGUGGUUUGUGAGUUUGAGCCUUACUCUGGAGUCGCCUUGGGCUUCUUUCUCUCUUUCUCUCUCUCCAACUCUCCCCUACUCUCUCUCUCUCUUUCUCUCAAAAUAAAUACAUAAACAUUAAAAAAAAGAAAUAAAACUUUUAGACCUAAAAGGAUAUUUCCAUUUCCCUUUUAAUAUAGCUGAAAUCAAAAGUGCUGUGUAAGAAUACAUUUUAAGUCCUACACAUUGUUACUGACGCCUACUAGAUGUAAAUGAAGUCUGCUUACUCUAAGUGAUCUUGUCGGUGUCAAAGAAAAUGUACUGACUUACCAAGAUAUCAAUAGCAAUUCACUUAUUUUGCUUACCGAAGAGGGUUAUAUUGGUUUAUCUUAAACGUCUCAGUCCUUACUAAGUAACAAAUUGUAAGUAGUUUGGGGGUGUUUUUAAUCUUUGCUUACGAAUGCUUAAAAAACUAACCCCUAUAAAAGUUAAAUCUUUGUUUAUAAAUGUAUAUUAAAUAAUGAAAGGAUGCGACCCAGAUUGCUUUUUGCGGGUGACAAUAUGUCAGAAGUAAUUGUUUUAAUGAGGACGAUGCUGAGCAGGUAUCGACGAUGAUUGUCAUCAGCUCAAAUUUCCAACAAUGGAAAGAUUUGGGCUCAUGUUUCAUCUAUCUUUCUUGCUUUACAGCGUUCUCACGAUACAUAUUUCUCUAUAUAUCUCCAAAGUACUGAGAAUACGUGCUGUCAGGCAUCAAACCAAUUUUCAUGCUAGAGAUAUAUGUAUCAGUUUCUAAUUUCUGUUGAAUUCAAUAAUCUGAUUUUUAAAAGCUCAUGUCUGAUCCACGUGGUCAUUUUUGCUCCUAUAUCCACUCUGUAGACUUUGGAGGGAAAAAAUGUGUUUAACUGGCUGCUCAAUAUUUUCUGAUUUUUUUUCUAUUCUUAUGCACAUGGGAGAAGGGGAGUAACAACUUGCAUAAGCAGUGUACUUUUUUACUGUUCUAGCAAAAGAGUAAUUUUGUCUAAAGCAUACCCGUUAUUCAAACUGGAUGAGGUUAAGUGUAAGAUAGUGUAUUUUUCCUCUUUGCUGUUUUUGCACUCUGUAAUUGCACUUUUUAAGUUUGAAGAGCCAUUUUGGUAUGCAGUUUAUAUUGAAGAGGCUAUGGGCCAUAAAGUUGUAUUGCAUGCAGUUUAACUUAUUUGACAAUGGAUUUUAUCAGAGUACUGAAUUGUAUCAAUUUGUUUGUGUUCAAUAUCAGCUUUGAUAAUUGUGUACCUUAAGAUAUUGAAGGAGAAUAUAGCUACUUUACAAGAUAUUGUUAAUGUUUAUUUAUUUUUGUUGGGAACUGGAAAAAAAGACAACUGAAAAAUAAAAAUGCAUUAAGUAUCAUGCACAAAGGAGUUUCGCUGAUAAA